Messenger RNA from Biomphalaria glabrata, 2579 nucleotides. RefSeq lists its product as uncharacterized. The record is from RefSeq and is a predicted model, not a curated record. The transcript is spliced from 18 exons. Bases 487 to 2493 code for a protein of 668 amino acids. NCBI's taxonomy places the organism in Eukaryota, Metazoa, Mollusca, Gastropoda, Planorbidae.
UCGGGAUUUUUCAAGAUAAUACUUGCUGUGCUGCACUCAACGGCCAGUGUCGUCAUUCAGGACAGAGGGAGAUAUAGUCCGCUAAGCAUAACAUCGGAAAGGACAGUUGGAGGUUGUAACAGCACAAUAACAAAGAGUAAUUUUGAACAACAAAAUACAUAUUCUGGCUUGUAUUUGUAUUCCGAAAAAGAUUUUGGUGUUAUUGUAGGUCAGUGCUAUUAUGAUGAACAGACCUCAAAAUAUAACAUAGAAAGUGCUUUGCCUAUAAUUGACUACCAUACAUACGAAUACAUCGCGUUCUGUAACAAGUUAUGCAGUUGUAAGCUUGUUGUAUACUCGUUGGUGUCCGAGAACUUCACAUGCACAAACAUAUCAAGCACAAACCUACCAAGUGCUUCCAAGCGUUGUUACCCUGUCGCAUCAUCAGCAAGCGCCACUGUCUAUUUGUAUGAUUAUGGCGGAUGUAUAAUAAAUGGGAGUUCCCCUAUGCAAGUAGUCAUUUUAAUUCAAGCUUGUUGGAGUAACACUGUGGCGAUGUGCACCGUCAUACCUACGCAUCUUUUUUUAGUCAGCUAUACAUGGAGAUUACCAAAUGGAUAUUCUAAUCAUACUCUUGUGGUGAUAUUGUUGAAAGAAUCGUCGGAUAUGGUCCGCAAUUUUGAUUUGGACGGCAAUUUCUUCGAUGAAGGAUCGCACUACAUUGCGGUCAGCACCGGCGUAACAAUUAUAAGCUAUACCUUAUCAAAAAGAAAAAACUAUUUUCUAAGUAGUGCUUCUAACUCCCCUAUUGGAUGCUACAUUUACGGAGAACAUCAGACUACAAGCUACGCAACACCUUUACACUUCAAAUUCAAUUUCCCUAAAUAUGUCUCUACGUCUACAACAAACACGGGGCACUGGUGUACGCCUAGCUCAACUAUUGCUGGGGAUAACACGGACAACGACUGUGAUGGAUAUAUCGAUGAAGAAAUAGACAAUCAAAAGGACGAUGAUAACGAUACUAAAAUAGAUGAAGACAUAGCUGCAAGUACAGAUACAGGUUGUCUGCCUGGUUGGUUUGGGACUAAAUGUGACAAGUUGUGCCACUGCAACAACUCUCAGUGUCUGAUGAACGGGAAUUGCAAGGAGAAUGUCACCUGUCUUCCGGGAUUCUUUGGCUUACAGUGUCAAUACAAAGACGUCAUUAUGUCGGCAGAGGUCAAUCGACAGGAAAUGAAAUUUCGCCAUUUUGUGAAGUGUUUUAACAAUUUUACUGUCAAGGAUCCUUUGAAUAUAAUAUUCCCCAGUUCGGAAAGAAUCUCUUCGAUACAAAUAGAAGCCGUAUCCAAAGAUGACCUCCUAGAUCUUCAGCUCUACUUUCUACAGAUACCUAACAUAUCGUGCUUUGUUGGACCAUGCCUGAACAGGAGGGACAUCUACGUAGAUAGAAACACUUUGAUUGUCAUGUGUAACAUCAGUAGCAACAUUUGUAUGGUGUCCAUCUCCUUCAAAGGCCUGCCAAAGCCAAGACGACUCUGUGCUGUUUACGUUAAUGCAGGGCGAAAUGUAGCACCGGGCAGUCAAGUAACAAUGUCCAGCUAUUAUAAUGACACUUUUGGACGAGUCAGCCGUGGAUCACUUUCAGUAGAUGGUGAGUCACUAUCCUGUUCCACCUCAGCUGUCAACGACUCAAAUCCAGUUUGGAAAAUGUCAUUUUUGAAUGCCAUGAGAAUCGAUGAGAUUUUGAUCAACUUUGGUGAUACCUCCCCGGAGGAAACGUUUAUUUUAAAAUUCUAUGACGACAAAGGUAACACUAUUAACAAGUGGACUGGCAGAGCAGGCAAAAUGGUGUCUGUCAUAAUACGGAAUCGAUUCGCUGUGUUUAGCAUAGAGGCCGUUCUUUCACAGGGCGUUCUGUCGAUUUGCGAGGUGGAAACCUACGGAGAGUGUGCCCCUCCAACAUACGGCCCUGAUUGCUCAGACAUCUGCAGCAUCUCAUGCCCAGACAUGAUUUGCACCUACGAAGGCUACUGCCGUACGUGCCAUGACGGCACGGGGGGUCCGUACUGCUUCGAAGGAUGUAUAGACUGGUGCGGAGACUACCAGGAGAUGACCAACGCCACCACGACUGCGGUCAUUUCGAAUUGGUCGUACAUCCCCUACCAUUACCAUUCAGGCUUUGGUUUGGAGAACUUCUGGUACUACUUCAUGGUCUCCCUGGUUCUGCUAACUGUGGUCUGCUUAAGUGCUGUAGACCUUAAAAAAACCCACUUAAUACGUAAAGAAAGAGGUGAUAAAGUGGAGCAGGAAACACCAGUACAAAAGCAAGAAAAUGUAACAUCAGAUGAAACAAUUGUACGGAGACAAUCUAUGGAUGUUUCAGUGAAAUCAGAAAAUGCAAAAUCACAUGAAACAAUUGUACAGAGAUAUUCUGUGGAUGUUACAGUGAAAUCAGGAAAUGUGACGCAAUCCGUGACUACAGUUUCAUCAAAGACAGAAAGUAUCAUAGAAUAGCUGACUUUUAGUGUAAAAUAGCAUGUGAUACUGGAAAUGUAUUUUAUAAGCUUCAAUGUCUUUAUAUUUAUUGAGAGUAAAACUGG